Messenger RNA from Aspergillus versicolor CBS 583.65, 1779 nucleotides. RefSeq lists its product as uncharacterized. The coding region runs from base 1 to 1779 and encodes 592 amino acids. The transcript is spliced from 2 exons. The record is from RefSeq and is a predicted model, not a curated record. NCBI's taxonomy places the organism in Eukaryota, Fungi, Ascomycota, Eurotiomycetes, Eurotiales, Aspergillaceae.
AUGGCCGGAGCAUUCCGCCACAAGAGAACAAACAGAUCCUCAGUCGACAAAGCCUGCAUAGAUGGCUUCGUCGAAGAAGACUUCCGUGCCGGUGGACCAAAUCUUUGCGAGGCACCAUGUUACAUCCUGGACAUACCAAGAGACCAUCAUCUGUACGGCCCCCUCCAUGUCCAAGACGAGCACCGCGAUGCAAUCCUGACCAUGGCCGAACAGAGCAAUAUCGCCGUCAGCGAUCUCUCCUUCGUUAAGCGAGUGCCGGACAGCAGACGGGCAAGUCCACUUCCCACUAUGCUCCUUACAGUCCACAGAGAGAACCCUACCGACAGGGGCUGGGCGGACUUUGCGCGCAAGGCCUGGAGAUACCUAGACAGCCGCGGUAUGGGGGAGGUGGCAGUGGGAUUGCUUGAUGAGCGCUUCGAUACAAGACCAUACAUUUUCCCAUGCAAAACAAGCGACGAUAUCUAUCCGAUCUGGGGGGAUGUCUGCGGCACGAUCCUUGCGAGAGUAGGGCUUGGAGACAUGAUGUCCGUGGGCUGCCACCGGAUGGGAAAUGAAGAGAGUCGUGACUCGUGCAUGCCGCACAUAUUGGUAGCGGUUGUCCCGGAAAGUCGUCGCGACUGGAGUGAAGUUCGCGAUGAGAUCGUGGAUAUUUUGAUGGACUUCAACCUGCAAACCGUUGGUGUGAUCAUCCGGAGGGAUAUAUCGCCAGUUGAUCAGGACAAACGUUUCACAAAAGACCUACUUCCAGAAGAUUGUACAUCUGAGGUCAAUGUCGGGUCUAGCAUUGGGCUGAAUGGUUUACAGGACCAGGGUACGCUUGGGAGCUUUAUUGAACUCAAGAACCCAUCAACAGGAGAAUGGGAAGAGUUCGCCCUCACCUGCUACCAUUGCACCAUACCAAACGACAAAGACCUUGAGCGUUAUAGCGAGAAGGAUGUCCAAGUCUUCUCGGACUGGAACCGCCACGGCGUACGCAUCACCGACAAGAACGCCUCUCGACUCCUAAUCAUAGACUCUCCAACCCAACGUGACAUCCAGGACGGAAUCUCCGAUCUGGACAAUGUGGUUUCAAGCGUAGAAAACGCAGUUGAGUACCAGAAAGUUAGUCGUGCAAUGGGGCAGGGCGAAUAUGUGAAUGGCCCGGAAAUGGACAUGUGGAAAAGGCACAAAAAAUUCGUUCGGGCAUACAAUGCGGACAAGGAGUAUAUGCAGGGAUACCUUGAUCAAGGUGGACACAGACUGGGCACAGUGUUUGCGGCAUCAGGGUCUCGACAGGUGUCAUCCACCAUAAGCCCAAAUCCAACAAUGCUUCCUACUGUGAGAGACUGGGCUCUUAUCAGGCCAUUCUUAGGGCGCUCCCUGGGAAAAAAUAAGUUCGCCGAGCUCUCCAAGCUUCGACAUGUCGAGAAAAUGGAACCCCUUGCUCGCGGAAGAAACCUGGACAGCUCGUGGAUCCUGCACAAGUUCGGGCGCCAGACUGGAGACACGACAGGCAGAUACAAUGGGCUCGCAAAGGCAAGGAUUGCAAGGACCUACGUCGAUGGAAACUGGGAAGACCAAAUAACCUGGGAACACACUGUUGUUUCGAAUGACAGCAAGGAAGUAUUUUCCAUGCGAGGAGACUGCGGUGCUCUCGUUUAUACCAUGACCGGCGAAGUGGUCGGAAUGUGCUGUGGUGGCCCUAAACAUGGGAAUAUUGGGUGCUUUUCCCAUAUCCACGACAUUCUCGAUGAUAUUGAGAAGACCACCGGUGUUAAAGAGAUCCGCUUGAAGCCGUAA